AGCGAGCAACGCGGCGGGCAUCUAGUGAAGGAGGCAUUGUUUAAAACAUGCGUAAAAUGUUUCCCCCAUGUAUCUCGCCGUGUUUGUUGGUUCUUCAUUCUAUGCUGUGGCUCUCGUCUUGUUUUUGUGAAGGCCUUUUGUGAAAUGAACAUUUGCUCGCGGGCAGCGCAUGUGACCCACAGCCCGUAGCCCCGGCAUUUCGGCAUUUGUGGAAACGCCGUGUCGCUGUCAUGGGGUAAUGGUUUCACGCACUUGAUCCUUGCAACGGGCGCGGUACGAAAUAUGCCCAGAGGCAGCAUAAAAAUGGCGCCUCCGAACUAACGUUCGUAGGCCAGCUCCAGCUGAGGCAAGUACCUGUACAGCUCCACAGCAGGAUGCAACGGCAUCGCCUAAAUCACAUCUGGCAGCUGCUGCUACCAUUGCUGCUGAAAGCACAGUACCAUCCAUAACCAAUGAUCUUUAAACCAGGACCCGUAAAUUGGAUCAAGGCACUGCUUCAGGUCCACAAUUGAAUGUACCAGCCUCUCCUGGCCCAUUUCCUGCAGGCCUGGAGACCACUAGAACCCCACACACUGGCCAUUUGGCACUCUCCUGCAGCCAAGCUAUGCUGCUAUUACCACAGGGUGUGCGUGCAAAGGUGAACAAGCAGCAUGGUACUCCCGACGUGGGCCCUGUUCCAAAGUGCAUCAUGCAACAACGCAAGAGUAUCACAAACGAACAGUUGGUUUCAAAGUUAAGAAGCAAGCACAGGCACCGUGGCUGUGAUACGGUUAUGGCCAUUAAUGAAGCUGGUUCCCAGUUUCGUCUGCCAGGGUUUCCCAGAAGCGACGCAGCCGAUAUCUUGAAUCUUGGGCUUCCAUUCCUUCUGGCGUCGCAGCAAGCCAAUGAAAAAUUGUCAUUAAAGAAAGGAGAUGAAGUCUUGUCCUUUGGAAAGACAAAUGUAAAGCAACAGGACAUCAUUUCAUCGGAGGUGCAUGCAUCGGCUGCUGAAAAUAAAGGUUCCACCACUUCUGUGGACCCUCACUUCUACACAGGGCAUAAAAAAAAUGGAAAGCCACAUAGUUACAGUCCUCAAUUUUCAAGGGUUCAGGAAGCCUUAACAACAAAGGUUUGUGCAGCUUUGCCUUGUGACACUGGGAUUGUUGCGCCUGUGCGCAAUCUUGUCGUUGAACUGGACAAGCUAACCGCAGAGGAAAUCUCUGCCUUCACUUCUCAUCAGCAUCCAUCACCUGUCCACAACAGAAUGGCACAGAAAUCCAAAGAUGUUGGAUGCUGCUCUCAAGUGACAGAACGGCCAGCGCCAGUGCACGCCGCCCGUACCUCUGGCCCUGGGCAAUCCCAGAAACAGCCCUUGGUCCAUUCACGUCGCUUGCAAGAUACUGCUGACUUCAAAAGCGAUGCAGUGGACAUAGAAGAACCUGCACUUCACAAGCAGCCCCGGCAAAAUGAUUCCCAGCUGUCUGACCAAGAUGAGCAUUCACCAUCGCUGCUUGAAUCGAUGCAAAGUGGAUGUCGGAAAACACUGCCAAGCACAUUGCAAGAAUCCUCUGAUGUCACGUUUAAGAAGUGCAUAAGUGUCAGAUUUUCAAAUAUUGUACAAAAGAAAACUGCUGACUUGCCUACAGACAAACAUUUGCUACCAGCUCCUACUGCGUCUGAAAAGACUUCGCAAGUGCCAUGCCGCGAGCCAUCACUCCUAGGUGUCGGAAAUUUGGUAGAGCCUCGAUUGUCCGAGGCCAGAGGCUCGGGCUCGCAGGAUUCACCGGGAGGUGCUGAAAGGCACAUCAUCCGGUCAGUCAGUCCCGACACUCUGCCGCCGCUGAAGAAGCACAGGGUGCGGUUCACAGCUCUGCAAGAAGAGGCACUUGUAUACGGUGUUAUGAAGUACGGCCGAGGAAGCUGGAAGGAAAUCAGCGACGAUGGCUGGUUCGACGGGCGCCACACAACCGAUCUCCACGACAAGUAUAGGAAUUUGGAAAAGUAUGGCCAUCUUCCAAACGUCAAGAGACGAGUGAAGGACAUGCUGAACGCUGGAGUGAAUCCCCUGAAGAAACUACGUGCCCUGUACAAGCAGCAGCAAGCAAAGUCACCGAUAGCAGCGGAGCCGCUACAUGGCGAGCGAAGCUCUGUGAGCCAGCGGCAGGAGCCACAAACAGCUUUUCUGUCAGUCAGGGGUCCUGAAAGGGCCAGUGCAGCUCCAUCUUCGGACGAUGACUCUCUGGAGCCAUUCCAGCAUCAAACAGAGGCUCGAGAGGCUACCAGCUCGCCGAAGACAGCUUGCAGCAGCGCCGACAGACCAUCUGCAUCAGGAGCGCAUCCCUCUGCACUGGGAAGAUGGAGUUCAGAUACUGAGUCAGAUGCGUCACAAAAAAGUGUUCCGACCAAGUUCAAGCAGAAGCGGCGGAGAAUGCCCUUCACGCCGCUUGAAGAGGAGGCGCUUGUGGCUGGCGUUCUGAAGUUCGGCAAGGGGAACUGGAUGCGUAUACUGAACGAAGGUGGCUUCCUUGGGAGGACAGGCACACAGUUGAGCGACAAGUAUCGGAACUUGAAGCUGUAUCGCCAGCUGGAGGCAGUCGAGAAGGCUGUGAAGACUAGGUGCGCUAGGGGCGAGGACCCUUUGGAAGAACUUCGCAAACUAUCUGCCACUCACUGGAAGCGCUGACAGUAGGUUUUGCAGGCAGAUUUAUAUCUUUAAAAUUUUUUUUUUUUAAUUGAGCUUUCAUUACCUGAAUAAAUGUUUUGAGACCUCA
This is a messenger RNA of Dermacentor andersoni, 2750 nucleotides long. RefSeq lists its product as uncharacterized. The record is from RefSeq and is a predicted model, not a curated record. Lineage: Eukaryota; Metazoa; Arthropoda; Arachnida; Ixodida; Ixodidae.